Messenger RNA from Spinacia oleracea (spinach), 1143 nucleotides. RefSeq lists its product as uncharacterized. NCBI's taxonomy places the organism in Eukaryota, Viridiplantae, Streptophyta, Magnoliopsida, Caryophyllales, Amaranthaceae. Bases 1 to 1143 code for a protein of 380 amino acids. The record is from RefSeq and is a predicted model, not a curated record. The transcript has a single exon. Gene Ontology annotation, molecular function: catalytic activity.
AUGAUAAUAUGCUCAUGGAAUGUGAGGGGGAUUAAUGCUCCUUCAAAGGUGGUGGAGGUGAGGAGGUUUUUGCAGAAGAAUAAUGUAGAUGUUGUAGCUUUGGUGGAGACUAGGGUAAGAGAAAAUAAUGUCAAGAAAGUUCAGACUAAGCUUGGAGGUGAGUGGAAGUGGGAAAUGAACUACUCCUACUCUCCUAAAGGGAGAAUUUGGGUAGGUUGGAGACACAGUUUGAUUACUUAUCAGGUUGUGAAUAAAACAGAUCGGUUUAUUCAUGGAGUCCUAUGCACUAAGACUGGCUUAACUAAUUUUGAAUUUACUGCUGUCUAUGGUCUACACACUAUAGAUCAUAGAAAGCCCUUAUGGGUUGAUUUGGUCAAAGUGAGCAAACCUUGGCUCCUUAUGGGGGAUUUCAAUUCUGUUUUAUAUUCUGGGGAUAGGAUUAAUGGUAAGCAAGUUCAAGAUAGUGAAACAAGGGACUUUGAGGGGUGUAUUGAUGCUGCUGGUUUGGCUGAACUGAAGAGUUGUGGCCACUACUUCUCCUGGAGUAAUAAAGGGCAAGGUGAUAUGAGAAUCAGUUCUAGAAUCGAUAGAGCUCUAGGGUGUGCUGCUUGGCAUACAGUUUUUGAUGAUGUUGUUGUGGAUUAUCUUAACCCAGGUCUUCCUGACCAUUCUCCUCUUGUUCUCACUUGUAAAUUAGAGGAUCAUUCUAAAGGGAGGCCUUUUAGGUUCUUCAACUAUAUGGCUGAUCACCCUAGCUUUAAUCAAGUGGUUCAAGAUGGCUGGAAGGUUAAUACUCAGGGUACUGCAAUGCACCAGGUGUGGCAAAAGUUGAAAUGUGUUAAGCAGGGUUUGAAAACUUUACACAAGAAGGAGUUUGCAAGACUUGAGGAAAGAAUUGACACUAUUAGAACUGAUCUUGAUGGCAUCCAACUCCAGCUGGCUGCUACUCCCAUUGACACUGAGUUACAGGUGAAUGAAAAAAGGCAGACAGAGUUGCUUAAAAAGUUUCUAGGAAUUCAGGAAAGUGCAUAUAGACAAAAAUCAAGAAUUCAGUGGUUGAAAACAGGUGACUCAAACUCUAAAUUUUUCUUCAGUGCUAUGAAAGAGAGAUGCACACACUACUACGAAACGCGCCUUUUAUGA